ACACCCCUCCCCACUAGACGACAAUGGUACGGUCGGCCGCGCCGUCAAGUUGAAAAUGCUCACUUCAAGGGCAGUUAUCAUCAUCAUCAGCACGUCUCUCCGGUCCCGCGGCCACUGUCGUGAACAUGCUUUGCAGAGUUGUUCAAAUGCGCAGGUGUGCAGCCACCCUCAGCCAAUCUAUAAACCAGGCAGCAGCAGCAGCAGCGAGGCACAAGCACACGCUCCCCGACCUGACCUACGACUAUGGAGCCCUGGAGCCCAGCAUCAACGCGGAGAUUAUGCAGCUGCACCACAGCAAACACCACGCCACAUAUGUCAACAACCUCAACGUGACCGAGGAGAAAUAUCAAGAGGCGCUGGCAAAGGGUGACGUGACGGCACAGGUUGCCCUCCAGCCGGCUCUGAGGUUUAACGGGGGAGGCCACGUUAAUCACACUAUCUUCUGGACCAAUCUUUCUCCAAACGGCGGAGGCGAGCCACAGGGGGAGCUAAUGGAAGCCAUCAAGCGGGACUUUGGCUCCUUCCAGACAAUGAAAGAGAAGAUGUCCGCCGCCACCGUGGCGGUGCAGGGCUCAGGCUGGGGCUGGCUGGGCUAUGACAAGGAGAGUGGACGACUCCGCGUUGCUGCUUGUUCAAACCAGGAUCCUCUGCAGGGGACAACAGGUCUCAUCCCUCUCCUUGGUAUUGAUGUAUGGGAGCACGCCUACUACCUUCAGUACAAAAAUGUGCGGCCGGACUAUGUUAAAGCUAUCUGGAAUGUGAUCAACUGGGAGAAUGUGACUGAGCGUCUUCAAUCAGCCAAAAAGUAGAACCCUACCCUCAGACAUCCCCAACAACCCGUCCCAUCCCCGAUCAAAGAGAAGUUGCAAAAAAUUCUUAGUUUUACAUUGCAUGUCAUGUCAAUGAUAAUGAUAAUGAUAAUGUUUUUGGAAUUCGAGAUGGUUCACUUGCAUUCAAGUUGCUUCCACUGACUUUGAAAAUACUCUCUUUAUUGUUGCAGAUUACAUUGUCCUUAUGGGGAAAAAAUGCACAAGUUGAAGCAAAAUUAAAAAUCAUUUGCAAGUGCCCUUUAAUCUCAGAUCUUCCCUCAACAACCAGACUUAUUUCGAAGCGCACAAAAAAUAGCCAAGUUCCAAGUGAAAGGCUGGCUUUUAUUUAUCUCACUGAAAUAACUGCUGACAUAUUCGUUGGCACAUAACCAGAGGGCAUAUUCACUGUCAGAAUAAUCCACACUGAAAGCAAUGUUAUUGCAGUCCCAUGUUAUUGAUGUAUUAUAAUAAAGUUAUAGGAUUUCAGUGGUAAAA
Molecule: messenger RNA, 1304 nt
Organism: Scophthalmus maximus (turbot)
Lineage: Eukaryota; Metazoa; Chordata; Actinopteri; Pleuronectiformes; Scophthalmidae
Gene: sod2
Product: superoxide dismutase 2, mitochondrial
Exons: 5
Coding region: 126-809 (227 amino acids)
Biological process (GO): superoxide metabolic process
Cellular component (GO): mitochondrion
Molecular function (GO): metal ion binding; superoxide dismutase activity
Source: RefSeq, a predicted model, not a curated record